AUGUGCCAAUCUCCUUUGCAUGAGUUCCUCCAGGGCCUCCCUAAAUGUGAGCAUCAUGUCCAUUUAGAGGGCACCCUUGAGCCAGAACUCAUCUUCGAGCUCGCGGCGCGCAAUGGUAUCACCUUACCGACCGACCCAGUCUAUACCUCAGUCGAGACACUCAAGAAACGCUAUGAGCAUUUCAGUAACCUGGAUGACUUCCUACACUUUUUCUUCGAGGGCAUGGCUGUCCUCCGCAAGGAACAAGACUUCACCGACGUAGCCUGGGCAUACUUCCAAAAGGCGCACGCAGACGGAGUCCACCACGCAGAAGUCUUCUUCGACCCACAAGUACACGCAAGCCGUGGUGUAUCAUAUGACACCAUCGUCACAGGGUUCUCAAAAGGGUGCAAGCGUGCCGAGACCGAGCUCGGCCUGAGCACACGACUAAUCCUAUGCUUCGUGCGGCAUCUCCCCGUCUCAUCGGCCAAGGAAGUCUACGACGAGUUCGUGGCACACCAGCACUUUGAGUCUGACAUUGUGCACGGGCUCGGGUGGUCGUCUUCUGAAGUUGGCCCGCCGAAAGACAUGUUUCGCGAGAUCUAUGCGUCAGCCGCACAGAAGAAAAUCCCGCUCACAGCGCAUGCUGGCGAGGAGGGUGAUCCAACUUAUAUCAGUACUGCGCUUGAGCUUGGUGCCCAGCGCAUUGAUCAUGGCAUUCGGCUGGUUGAAGACGAGGAUUUGAUGCGGCGUGUGGCGCGUGAGAGUAUCCUGCUUACUGUUUGUCCGUUGUCGAAUGUGCGGCUGCGCUGUGUCACCUCUGUGAAAGAGUUGCCUAUUCGGCGGUUCUUGGAGGCUGGUGUCAAGUUCUCGAUUAAUAGUGAUGACCCUGCUUAUUUCGGUGGUUAUAUUCUUGAUAACUACUGUGCUGUGCAGGAGGCUUUCAACCUGAGUGUGCUGGAGUGGAGGAUCGUUGCAGAGAAUAGUGUCCAGGAGAGCUGGGUUGAAGAUUCGCGCAAGGCAGAAAUGCUAGCAAGUAUUGAGGCGCAUUCCAAGAAGUAUAUGCACACUAUUUCUGUAUAA
Penicillium vulpinum is the source of this 1062-nucleotide messenger RNA. RefSeq names its product adenosine deaminase (gene aah1). Gene Ontology annotation, cellular component: cytosol; nucleus. Lineage: Eukaryota; Fungi; Ascomycota; Eurotiomycetes; Eurotiales; Aspergillaceae. The record is from RefSeq and is a predicted model, not a curated record. Bases 1 to 1062 code for a protein of 353 amino acids. Gene Ontology annotation, molecular function: adenine deaminase activity. Gene Ontology annotation, biological process: hypoxanthine salvage; adenine catabolic process; purine ribonucleoside monophosphate biosynthetic process. The transcript has a single exon.